AAGUCAGUUAUAAAAAUGCAGAGGCAGCUAGCAAUCUGUUUUACUGUUCUUUUUACACUAUUUCUUACAGGAAAUUGUAAGAGGUAUUUGAUUGAGACAAAGGAUGAACUUGAAACAAAAGGAAAGUACGGAGAUUACGCAGACGGAGGUUACGAUGCCUGUGAAAAAGAUGCACAUUGCCGUGAUGGGGAAUAUUGCUGCACAACCAAAGUUUGCAAAGAAUUGCCUCCAUGUGAGGGGAGUAAAGAUUGUCCAGAUAAUUUGAUCUGCAACAAAAACAACCUGUGCCAACGGCCAAAGACCUAUGGUGCAGAUUAUGUUAAUUAUAAUUAAUCUAUUUAUUCAUAAACAAUCAUAAUAGUACAGUUUAGAAGAUUGAGAUAUACAAUAUUCAAAUUAUAAAAAAUACAAUAAUUACCAAUGGAUUAUUUGUUAUUAAUAUAUAAUUUGUUUUUAAGACUGUAUUAUGAGAUUUACGUUGUAAACCCCAAUCCUGCGAAUUGUACAUCUCCUGCCACUUUAAUAUGUUAUGAUAUAUUGUGCAAUAAAUAUUACUUACUUACUAAUAUAA
Molecule: messenger RNA, 571 nt
Organism: Eurytemora carolleeae
Lineage: Eukaryota; Metazoa; Arthropoda; Copepoda; Calanoida; Temoridae
Exons: 4
Coding region: 16-333 (105 amino acids)
Source: RefSeq, a predicted model, not a curated record